This is a messenger RNA of Ruditapes philippinarum (Manila clam), 1050 nucleotides long. RefSeq lists its product as uncharacterized. The transcript has 6 exons. Lineage: Eukaryota; Metazoa; Mollusca; Bivalvia; Venerida; Veneridae. Bases 91 to 1050 code for a protein of 319 amino acids. The record is from RefSeq and is a predicted model, not a curated record.
GAUAAAGAACAUAGCACAAAGAAGAAACCAAUUUUCAAGAAAAGGAAUUCACUUUCUACAAAAACACAAAAAUCUGAGAUUGAGGAUUGUAUGGGAACAUCAACAGAUGGAGAUAGUAAUAUUGAUAAAGUAAAUAAUGAUAAAGAUAAUGCUGAUGAUUUUAAAGAAGAGAGUAAUGGUGGAAGAAGGACUAAGCCUACAACAAGAGGAAAGGUAGAUAUGUCAGUGGUAGAUAAAGUUCAACAGGGUAGAAAGAAGUCAGAUGAUGUUCUACAAGAAGCAAAAGAUAAGAAGAAUGUUGGGGAGGAAUUAUUAGAUGGGGAAUCGGCUUCAGGUAAUGAUGUGAAUUCGGACGAGGAGUUUCUCAAUACACGAAGACGUGGUGGAAGAAAACGUAAAUCAACAAGUAAGUUUCAAGAGUGGUCAAAGCGGUCAAGAAAAGGUGUCACAUAUGAAGAUAAUGAAAACAUUGAUGAAAAAGAAAAUAAGGCCAAAAACCAGUGUUUGUCAUGUGUAAAAUGUGGUAAACAGUUGUUACCACUAGGCCAGCAUGAGAAGCAGAAAAAACAUCCAGAAUUCCUGUCUUGUGUUUUCAAGAAGAACACAGAGUUGAUAUACUUUCCCAACUUGAAGACCAAGGAUUGCCAAUUAGAAACAGUUGAAUCUGAAACAAAUAACAAAGGUUUAUUGUUGAACAGUGUAUAUGACGAGACAUUAGGAUGUUGUAUACAGUACUUGCAAUGUAGACAAUGUAAGAAUGAUACAGUGAUUGGAGCUAGAGUUCUGCUGGCAGAUUCUACCUCACUGUAUACAGCUGGACAGAAAGUUCCACAUGGCGUCUUGUGUUUCUUGCCGUCCUACAAUUUACUUGAGAAAUUUAAUGAAAGGCGAAGGUUUACGGGAUUAUGGAAUAAAUUGUCAAGUCGUAAACGUGUAAUGGCAGAAUCUAGAGCAGCUGAUAGGGAAGAUUUUGAUGGAAUGAUGAAAGCAUUCUAUGAGGUUGUCAAGGGAGAUCUAUAUAACCCUUAUCCAAAAGUAAUUUGUUCCUGA